CUCCUGGCAGCGGUAGCGCGUGGAACAUUUAGUUACUCGCUCCGCUAGCGUUCACACCGACCACCAGACACUGCGGGGUUGGUUGGCUGGCGACCUUCAACACCCUACCAGCCUUCCUUGGGAGGUUAAUCCUUCAAACACUCUCCCCCCCACCUACCUGGAUGCUGCUUCUUACUGUAUGACUUACUAUGCUAGCUGCUUCUGAGCAAAACACUGAGAGGAUAAACAAGGAACUUGUAAUCAUAUCACAGCGGCAUGCAGCGUGGCUUUUGAAGCCAGCUGUGUGAUAAACCAGCUGAGUUUGUGUUCUUAACCAGUUGUCAAGGGUGCUGGGGACUCGACAAGUCAGGUAAUCUGUCCUGACUUCGCUAACCCGUCAAAGGCUUGUGACAGCGAAGCGACAGUUGACAGUAAUUAUGUCAUCAAACUUGUUUUGUGUGAACUGAGGUGCUAAGAGAAACCGAAAAGUUAAGAGUCCACCGUCACAAGAGAAGCCAGCUGAAAAAAAAGAGCAACACUCGAGUCAUGAAUAUUUAAAAUACCUAAGCUAAAAAAAAAAAUUCGUAAAUAUCAGUUUCAUCACAGACGUAAGAUCGCGGUGAGCUCUGAGUUGCGUCAGACGUUAGUGACCUCGUGAACUGUCUGGCUUCAGUGACCUCUUGAAGAGCUUUGAAGUUAGUGAUCUCUCUUGAUACCCGUCCGGCGGUAGGGGACACACUGGUCUGCGCAUGGUGUUAGUGACCUCGAGCUGUGUCUACGUUCGUGAAUCUGUUACUGACCGCCUUCAGUUGUGUCUGACGUUCGUGAUCUCUCUAACUGACCGCCUUCAGCUGCGUCUGACACUAGUUGAGUAGUGUCUCAAAACCACCUGUGAUCAGAGGAAUCCACAUUUACUCUUAAUUCCUUUACGGCAUCGCUUGAGAUAUUCUUGUUGCCCAUACAAACGCCCACACCCUUACGCCCACACCCCACACCUAGUCCCACACCACACCAAUUACCACGCACUCACACGCCCACACCCAAGCCCUCUUGCCCUCAUCCACCAAUUCAUUUCCAUCCAUCAUUUUAUUCCAUCUCCUGUCUCCCUCAACAUCCAUAAAUACGCCUCAUAGGAGAGACGAUCAAAGAAUUUUUCUUGGCGUACAUUAUGCUAGGUAAUAAGAAGAGGGGCUGACUGAUCUGGACUCAGCCCCACUGUAAGUGAAGGUAAUCAGCAGAAAAAAAACCACAAAGAGGUGCUCGGUAAAUACAGCUGCGCGUCGAAGACGCAUUUGUGAUCACGAAUACGUGAAACUAAUCGUGACGACGUGAAACUGAUCGCGAUUACGCGUUCAUCGUCGCGAGUACGCCUUACUGAUCGCGAUUACACGCUGCUAAUCACGAGCUAGUGUUGCGAAUCACGUGUACGUUUAACUGACCGCGAAUACUCGUUUCAGAUCGCGCGCACACGUUACCGAUCGCCAUCAGACGUGAAUACCCGCGAGUACACGUCGCUGCCCGCAAGCACCUUAUUAUUGACCGCAACGCGACCCUAAAAACUUCAAGAAUGAAGAUUUCACCGUUGAAAUCUUGCGGCUGGUGCAAGAUGGCGUCCCUCGCUCUCUGCCUGUGGGCGCACGUGGCUCUAGCAGGAGGGACAAUGUCGGAGGAACCUAGGUUCGUGGAGCCCAUCCAGAACGUCACCAUCGCCGCUGGGAGGGACGUGAAGCUCUCCUGUGUGGUCGACAACCUCGGUACUUACAAGGUUGCGUGGAUAGCGUUCGACAAGUCAGCCAUCCUGACGGUCCAGGACCACGUCAUCACCCGCAACCCCCGUGUCAACGUCACCCACGACGGUCACCGCACGUGGACGCUGCACCUGUCCCGCGUCAACGCCACGGACGCCGGCACGUACAUGUGUCAAGUCAACACCAUCGUCGCCAAAAGUCAGUUUGGCGUCCUUAAUGUAGUUGGUAAGUACCCACAUUGAAAGUAUUUCCUUUUAGUGAAGAGUUCCGCAUCCAGACAAACGGAGCUAUAUCCCCCCUUCCUCGGAUUAACCACCUCCCAUUCCCCCUUCCCCUAGGCGCUGUAUGAUCCCUACGAGCUUAGCGCUUC
Molecule: messenger RNA, 2097 nt
Organism: Cherax quadricarinatus
Lineage: Eukaryota; Metazoa; Arthropoda; Malacostraca; Decapoda; Parastacidae
Source: RefSeq, a predicted model, not a curated record